CUGCUGAGUGGUGGUUGACAGUCGCAGGCGACAACACGGCGUGUUUUUUCCUCCCCUCUCUCUCGUGCUUGCUAAGGGCGUUAUCACUGAUGGAUGCCACCAUGAAGCAGAAAACAGAAGUUGAGCACUCAUAAGGACGCAGCCACUUGUACUUUUCAGAAGAUAAUCGCGACGGUGGGAUGAAGAAUUGAAGUCUAAUAGUGCGUUUGUGCCAACAUGUCUAAACCAAUGGAUCACGUAAAACGCCCGAUGAAUGCUUUCAUGGUUUGGUCCAGAGCCCAGCGCAGAAAAAUGGCUCAGGAGAACCCAAAAAUGCACAACUCCGAGAUCAGCAAGAGGCUGGGAGCGGAGUGGAAACUUCUCACCGAGUCUGAGAAAAGGCCAUUCAUCGACGAAGCCAAGCGACUGCGAGCGAUGCACAUGAAGGAACACCCAGACUAUAAAUACAGACCGAGGCGGAAGCCCAAGACUCUGAUGAAAAAAGAUAAGUUUUCUUUCCCGGUGCCCUACAAUCUCGGGGAGCACGACGCACUCAAAGUUAACGGGCUUUCCGCUGGAGCACUUUCCGACUCCGUCAUUGGGAACCCAGAUAAGGCAGCGGCGGCCGCGGCGGCCGCAGCGGCGAGGGUAUUCUUCAACCCGUCCAUGUCCACGAACCCCUAUUCCUUUUUCGACCUGGGAUCCAAGAUGACCGAGCUUUCCCCACCUUCAUUUCCGUACGCGUCUCCGUUGGGCUACCCGCCGGGAGGCGCCACGGCUUUCACCGGGACUGGCAGUGUAGGUGGCGGGACGCACACCCACACUCACUCACAUCCGUCCCCUGGAAACCCGGGCUACAUGAUCCCUUGUAACUGUACGGCCUGGCCCUCAGCAGGACUCCAGCCCCCCUUAGCAUACAUUCUGCUCCCCGGGAUGGGAAAACCUCAACUUGAACCGUACCCUGCAUAUGCUGCGGCGUUAUGAUAGGCCCACUCUGGACUUCUAAGAAAAUGAAAUGUGAACACAAGACAAAAAAAAAGAAAAGCUAUCCAUGCAAGAGUUUUAUUAUGCAUGCACAAACUUGUACAUGUGAUGAAGUGCUCGUCGUCUCAGAUAUCACAUGUGUAUGUAUAUUGAUUAAUGCCUUUAUCUAAGGUAAUGCUUAUUUAGAGAACUCUCUAAUCUAUUAUUACCCAGCCAUCACCUCUCAGCCCAGAGGAAGAAGGACUAAAGGAUGGCAGACACGCACACAUUUGAGAGGA
Molecule: messenger RNA, 1241 nt
Organism: Seriola dumerili (greater amberjack)
Lineage: Eukaryota; Metazoa; Chordata; Actinopteri; Carangiformes; Carangidae
Gene: sox21b
Product: SRY-box 21
Exons: 2
Coding region: 217-963 (248 amino acids)
Biological process (GO): anatomical structure morphogenesis; cell differentiation; regulation of DNA-templated transcription
Molecular function (GO): DNA-binding transcription factor activity, RNA polymerase II-specific; RNA polymerase II cis-regulatory region sequence-specific DNA binding
Source: RefSeq, a predicted model, not a curated record